CCACUUCCGGCUUCCGGUUUGUAAUCGCGAUAUUGUUGCUACGUUCUUUACCGGUUUGCUUCUCUGUAUCUUGCAGAUCAACACGUUUUCUUUUCAAUUAGAUCAGAUUUCUAAACACGAGAUUUAUUCACUAGAAGAAGAACCGCGUCGCAUUGCUCAUAUGUGCUUAAAACUGAAACGUGAACGUGGCGGACUUCCGGUUCAAAGAAAAGACUCUUUCUUCUAGGGAGAACUAUGGAAUAAAAAAAAGCAUCAGACGCUAAAUGUAUAACUCCUUAGCUUGGAGUUCGCCUCCUGGUGUCCUGAAUAAGCAGACCUGAGGUUGCAGGUGUGCCCAUGAAGGCCUUGUUUCAGCGCAGGCUUCAGAAACUGAGGCUCUAAAACACGCAGUACAGUCUGCAGUCCCUGUGUGUGAAUGCUCGCUGGCCCGGGUCUCUACAGCCAUGGAGUCGUAUCUUUUCCCCUUCGAUGGGCUGAUCUGCAUGCUCCUGGGCAUCUCCUUCACCGUGUGGUUCACACUCCUGCUGGUCUUCAUCAUCGUCCCUGCGGUGUUUGGCGUGUCCUUUGGCAUUCGCCGGCUCUACAUGAACACACUGCUGAAAAUAUUCGAGUGGGCCACGCUGAGGAUGGAGAGAGGAGCGAAAGAGAAGAACCAGCAGCUCUACAAACCAUACAGCAACGGGAUCAUAGCAAAGGAGCCGGCGUCUCUGGAGCAGGAAAUACAGGAAGUGAGGCGUGUGGGCGGAGCCGAGGCCGAGUUCGACAUGUCGGACAUCUUGUUUUUCUGCCGCCGCGGGGUCGAGAGCAUCGUGGAUGAUGAGGUGACGAAGCGCUUCUCAGCCGAGGAGCUAGAGUCGUGGAACCUGCUGACGCGUAGCAACUAUAACUACAAUUUCCACAACAUCAGCACACGUCUGACGGCGCUGUGGGGACUCGGCAUGCUCAUCCGCUACGGCAUCCUGCUGCCUCUCAGGGUCACUCUGGCUUUUACCGGCGUUGGGCUCCUCGUGGUUCUCACGUCACUCAUCGGCCUGCUCCCAAACGGCGGGAUGAAGAAUUUCCUGAGUGAAAAAGUUCAUCUGAUGUGCUACAGGAUCUGCGUUCGCGCUCUCACCGCCAUCAUCACGUACCAUGACAGUGAAAACAAGCCCAAGAAUGGAGGCAUCUGUGUGGCCAAUCACACGUCACCCAUCGACGUCAUUAUCCUAGCCAGUGAUGGCUGCUACGCCAUGGUUGGGCAGGUCCACGGUGGCCUUAUGGGCAUGAUUCAGAGAGCGAUGGUUAAAGCCUGUCCUCACAUCUGGUUUGAGAGAUCAGAGGUUAAAGAUCGGCACCUAGUGGCCAAAAGACUCAGUGAUCAUGUUGCAGACAAAACCAAGCUGCCCAUCCUCAUUUUUCCAGAAGGCACCUGUAUUAAUAACACCUCGGUAAUGAUGUUUAAGAAGGGAAGCUUUGAAAUCGGAUGCACCAUCUAUCCAGUGGCUAUAAAGUAUGACCCAAGGUUUGGAGAUGCCUUUUGGAACAGCAGUAAGUUCGGGAUGGUGAAUUAUCUCCUCCACAUGAUGAGCAGCUGGGCCAUCGUUUGCAGCGUGUGGUAUCUUCCACCCAUGAGCCGAGAGGAGGGUGAGGAUGCUGUGCAUUUUGCUAACCGGGUGAAGGCCGCCAUCGCCAGGAAAGGAGGUUUAGCCGAUCUGUUAUGGGAUGGAGGGCUAAAACGGGAGAAGGUGAAGGAGGUGUUUAAGGAGGAGCAGCAGAAACUCUACAGUAAAGUCUUGGUGGGAAACGGUGAAGAUCGAAGUCGCUCCUGAUCGAUGACAUGCUGCCUGAUUUCAAGCAGACCUACUGACUGUGCCCAGAGCGCAGGAUGUUUCUGAACUACGGCACAGACCAAAACCGGGCCAAGAUCGAAGCCUUGCUGAACUCCUCUGCAAGAUAAAAGCCGAACUGAAAUAAAAUUGAAAUGAACAGAUCUCAUCCAGCAAACAACCUCGGCUGAACGAAGCAGAUCAGAACUGACCGGAGUCAAUGGAUCCUGAAUUGAUCAAAUCCGAUCUGGAAUGGAACAGAAUCGGAUCGGACCGAACAGAAACAAACCAAAUAGAACAAACUGGGGACAGAUUAAAAAAAAAUCUCAGCUAAACCACUUACAAGAAAACUGAAUUCAACCGAAACAGAUCUAAAUGGAUCAGAUCCAAACUAAAGACUAAAUGAAGCAAAUUAAUAUGUUACUCAUUCAUACUGAACUAAAGGAAUUGAAUUACUCAAUUGUUCAAAUUGCACCGUAUUAACUGGAUUCAGACAGAAUGACGGAGCUGAAGAGAAUCAGAAGAAUCUGGACUGAAAACGAACUGGAUUUUGAACUGAAUUUGCUGAAUUGGAUUUGCUUGCUGACAAACUUCAGAACUGUUACUUUGCAUACUUUUCCACAUGUCCAUACAGUGCCGUUAUAUUCAUUCACUUUCCUUGGAACUGAGUUACAUCUUCAUUUUUUAUUUAUUUAUUGUUCUCAUUUUUUUUGUGUCGUCUGUUACAGUAAGGACAUGUUUACUGUGUGAAUACAUAUUUUCUUCCUGCAGGAAGAAAACGCGUACAUGUGUGUCUAAAUGUCUUGCUUUCUUUAUUUCUUUUAAAGAAGAAAAAUUUCAACGAUGAGCUCUCAAGCUGACGUUAGGCAAAGUGUGUGCUUUCACGUUUAAGGGUCUGUUCACUUAAAUGUGUAUCAUUAUAUGCUGAUAAUCUGAUAUACGAUAUAAUAUGCUUAUUAAACACGCACAAUAUUAUCGUGGCCACUUCAGAACGUUGUACGAGUGUGUGCUGUUCAACAGACACCAUAAGAUUUAGGGUCUCCUCUGGUCUCGUUUGAGCAAAAGCAAUCCUGUAGUCAUGUGUGUAUUGGAGGAGAAUGAAAUUAAAGGAGAAAAUUAAUCAUGAUGAAAGUUAUCGAAUUCUGUUGAACCCUGUCAGAACGGUCUGCUCUGUUUCUCAUUAAAUGAACAUCUUGUAUUAAUA
This is a messenger RNA of Hemibagrus wyckioides, 3009 nucleotides long. It is a transcript of the gene gpat4, whose product is annotated as glycerol-3-phosphate acyltransferase 4. Gene Ontology annotation, biological process: triglyceride biosynthetic process. The record is from RefSeq and is a predicted model, not a curated record. NCBI's taxonomy places the organism in Eukaryota, Metazoa, Chordata, Actinopteri, Siluriformes, Bagridae. The transcript has 14 exons. Bases 444 to 1808 code for a protein of 454 amino acids. Gene Ontology annotation, molecular function: glycerol-3-phosphate O-acyltransferase activity. Gene Ontology annotation, cellular component: endoplasmic reticulum.